Molecule: messenger RNA, 1053 nt
Organism: Mucor mucedo
Lineage: Eukaryota; Fungi; Mucoromycota; Mucoromycetes; Mucorales; Mucoraceae
Product: Metallo-dependent phosphatase-like protein
Exons: 2
Coding region: 22-975 (317 amino acids)
Molecular function (GO): hydrolase activity
Source: RefSeq, a predicted model, not a curated record
CCUCGAGAACCUUUAUUUAAAAUGAUCAAAUCAGCCAUCCUGUUGUUCACAACUCUGUUCAUUGCCUCUGCCGCUGCCAAAAAGACAGAAUUUGAACGCCGUAUUGUUGCUUUGGGUGAUCUCCAUGGUGAUUUACCCAACACACUUGCGAUCCUCAAGUUCUCAAAGCUUAUUGAUCAGGACCACCAUUGGAUUGGUGGUGAUGCUAUCUUUGUCCAAACAGGUGAUGUGGUUGAUCGCGGAACAGACACCAUUGCCUUAUAUGAGUUAAUUCAACAGAUGCGUAAAGAAGCGCCAUUACAAGGUGGACUGGUCAUUCCUUUGCUAGGAAAUCAUGAAAUUAUGAAUUUAGUUGGUGAUUGGCGCUAUGUUUAUCCUGGAGAGCCAGAGACUUUUGGAGGCGUUGAAGCUCGUAAAAAGGCAUUCGAAGCCGACGGGUUUAUUGGCGAAUAUCUAACUCUAUUAAAUAUGACUACGAAAGUGGGUUCCACAGUAUUCUGCCAUGGUGGAAUUACUCCCCAUUUUAGCAAAUUUGGUAUUGAUUGGAUUAACGACCAAACUCACGAUAGCAUUAUUCCUUACAUGAAAUCACAUGGUCGUAGAGGCGAUAAGCAUGGCAUUUUCGGUAAUGAAGGGCCCACAUGGUAUAGAGGUUAUGCGUUAGAUGAUGAGGAUGAAAUAUGUAGCGUCUUGGAUAAAGCUCUAGAUAUGAUGGAGGCUAAUCGAAUGGUUGUGGGUCAUACUGUCCAGCAUGAUGGAGCUAUACAUACCCGUUGCGGAGGCAAACUCAUUUUAAUCGAUAUUGGUAUUUCGAAAGCUUAUGGCGGUAGAAAGGGUGCUAUAGAAAUUCGUGGAAAUAAGGUGACUGCAUUGUACUCCACUUAUAACGAGCUCUUGGACACUCCCCCUGCUUAUAUUCCCUUACAUCAACGUAAAAAUAAUGGUGGUCAAAAGGUGAUACACCAAGAAUUAUAGACCGCGCCUUUUGAUAGAGCUAUCCAGGUGCGAUUGUAAAUUAAUAAACAUUUGUGAUGGAUAUUUUUUUUUUUGUUA